This is a messenger RNA of Solanum stenotomum, 507 nucleotides long. RefSeq lists its product as uncharacterized. Lineage: Eukaryota; Viridiplantae; Streptophyta; Magnoliopsida; Solanales; Solanaceae. The transcript is spliced from 2 exons. Bases 1 to 507 code for a protein of 168 amino acids. The record is from RefSeq and is a predicted model, not a curated record.
AUGGACAAAUGGACGGCACAAAAUGGUAAAAUGAUCAUCAAUAUUUUGGUGAAUUCUCCAAUCCGUAGUGUAUUUCUUGGUUCUGUUGAUGCUAGCAAUGAAUCUAUCGAUUUCACCAAAAUGUACAACUUGUUUGAAAGAACUAUUGAAAGAAUUGGAUCGGAAAAUGUUGUAAAAAUUGUCACCGAUAAUGCUAGUGAGAAUGCUAAAGCGGGAAGCAUGAUGAUGGAUGCGUACCCAUACAUUUAUUGGACUCCAUGUGUUGCUCAUUGCAUCAACUUGGUAUUUGGUGACAUAUUCAAGAUUAAUCCAUAUGCUUCUGUUGUUCGGGCACUUAUAAUUUGUGGCCCUUUGACAGUAGUGCUUCAUUUGGUGGAUGAGGAGAAAAAACCACCAAUGAGCUAUAUAUAUGAAGCAAUGGAUAAAUCCAAAGAAACUAUUGAGUGGGGUUUUCCUGGAGUUAAGAAGCAAUAUGAGAAAGUGUUUAAAAUUAUUGAUGCAAGGUGA